Messenger RNA from Nyctereutes procyonoides (raccoon dog), 3803 nucleotides. It is a transcript of the gene TTK, whose product is annotated as TTK protein kinase. Gene Ontology annotation, molecular function: ATP binding; protein serine/threonine kinase activity; protein serine/threonine/tyrosine kinase activity. The coding region runs from base 739 to 3306 and encodes 855 amino acids. Lineage: Eukaryota; Metazoa; Chordata; Mammalia; Carnivora; Canidae. Gene Ontology annotation, cellular component: kinetochore; nucleus; spindle. The record is from RefSeq and is a predicted model, not a curated record. The transcript has 22 exons. Gene Ontology annotation, biological process: chromosome segregation; meiotic spindle assembly checkpoint signaling; peptidyl-serine phosphorylation.
CAUGUUCUGACACCCUCACUGAUAUUUUCACUCAUUUUCUCUCCUUUUCCCUAUAAUCCCUUUCACUAUUUUUUAUAUUCCCCAAAUAAAUGAGACCAUAUAAUAUUUGUCCCACUCCACAUCACUUGCCAUCAGGGAAAUACACAUCAAAACCACAAUGAGAUACCACCUCACCCCAGUGAGAAUGGGGAAAAUUAACAAGGCAGGAAACCACAAAUGUUGGAGAGGAUGUGGAGAAAAGGGAACCCUCCUGCACUGUUGGUGGGAAUGUGAACUGGUGCAGCCACUCUGCAAAACUGUGUGGAGGUUCCUCAAAGAGUUAAAAAUAGACCUCCCCUACGACCCAGCAAUUGCACUGUUAGGGGUUUACCCCAAAGAUAACAGAUGCAGGGAAAUGCCGGAGAACACCUGCACCCCGAUGGUUAUAGCAGAACGUGCGCAACAUGGAAACACAAAGCCACUUUAACAGCAAAGGCCCAGCAAGGGAGGUGCCCUUUCCCGGCAGGCGCCUGAGCUCUUAAAGCGGACAAACUGGGAGGAAGGGGGCUGAUCAGGCGAGUUCCGGCCGCUGCCUUCCCGACGGGCUUGCGUAUUCCGAGCAGAAUUCUGACAAAGGGGAGGGAGGGCCUUGGCUCCAAGAGGAAGCGCGGAGUUAUUUAUUUUAGAGCGGGAAGGCCAAGUGGAAGCUCAAGGACAAAAAAGCACGUUGAUUCCUGCGCAGGCAGCAGGCGUACAGAAAUGGAGGCUGAAGACGUAGGUGGCAGAGAAUUGACAAUUGAUUCUAUAAUGAACAAAGUGAGAGAUAUUAAAAAUAAAUUUAAAAAUGAAGACCUUACUGAUGAACUAAGCUUGAAUAAAGUCUCUGCUGAUUCUACAGAUAACUCGGGAACUGUUAAUCAAAUUAUGAUGAUGGCAAACAACCCAGAGGACUGGUUGAAUUUGUUGCUCAAACUAGAGAAAAACAGUGUCCCUCUAAAUGAUGCUCUUUUAAAUAAAUUGAUUGGUCGUUAUAGUCAAGCAAUUGAAGCCCUGCCUCCAGAUAAAUAUGGGCAAAAUGAGAGUUUUGCUCAAAUUCAAGUGAGAUUUGCUGAAUUAAAAGCUAUUCAGGAGCCGGACGAUGCCCGUGACUACUUUCAUAUGGCCAAAGCAAACUGCAAGAAAUUUGCUUUCGUGCAUAUAUCUUUUGCACAGUUUGAACUAUCACAAGGUAAUUUCAAAAAAAGUAAACAGCUUCUUCAUAAAGCUGUAGAAUGUGGAGCAGUACCACUGGAAAUGCUGGAAAUUGCCAUUCAGAAUUUAAACCUUCAAAAGAAGCAGCUGCUUUCAGAGGAGGAAAAGAAGAGUUUAUCAGUAUCUACGGUAUUGACUACUCAAGAACCAUUCCCCAAUUCACUUGGACAUUUACAGAAUAGGAACAUCAGUUGUGAUUCCAGAGGACAGACUACAAAAGCCAGGUUUUUGUAUGGAGAGAACUUGCCCCCUCAGGAUGCAGAGAUAGGUCAUCGAAAUUCCUUGAAACAAACAAACAAAGCUAAACGGUCAUGCCCGUUUGGAAGAGUCCCAGUUAACCUUCUAAGUAGCCCGGAUUAUGGGAAGACAGAUGGUUCAGUUUUACCAAGUUCUACUAAAAGACAGACCUCUGGAUCAGAACGCCGAGAUAUAAUUGUGCCUGGAUCUAAAUCAAGUGGAAAUGAUUCCAGUGAAUUGAGACAUUUAAAGUCUAUUCAAAAUAUCAAUUCCAAGGAAUCUCUGAUGUCAGAUGAGAAGAGUUCUGAACUUGAUACUGAUUCAGUAACCCUAAAGAAUAAAUCUGAAUCAAGUCUUCUAACAAAAUUAGAAGAAACUAAGGAACAUCAAGAACAAAAUGUUACAGUGAGUAACCAGAAACAGUGGCAGUCUGUGAGAAAGUCAGAAUGUGUAAACCAGAAUCCUGUUGCAUCCUCAAAUCUGUGGCAGAUUCCAGAGGUUUCUCGAAAAGUUGAUACAGAGCAGAAACAACCCAUUUUUGAGCAACCUGCCUUUUCAGUUUCAAAGCAGUCACCACCAAUAUCAGCACCUAAAUGGAUUGAUCCAAAAUCUCUUUGUAAAACACCCAGUAGCAGUGCCUUGGAUGAUUACAUGAACUGUUUUAGAACUCCUGUUGUAAAGAAUGACUUUCCAUCUGCUUGUCAGUUGUCAACACCUUACAGCCAGCUUGCACAUUUCCAGCAGCAACAGCAGCAAAUACCUGUUACUCCACUUCAAACUUUACAGAUUUCAGCAUCCUCAACAAAUGAAUGCAUUUCAGUUAAAGGAAGAAUGUAUUCUAUAUUGAAGCAGAUAGGAAGCGGAGGCUCAAGUAAGGUAUUCCAGGUAUUAAAUGAAAAGAAACAGAUACAUGCCAUAAAGUAUGUAAACUUAGAAGAAGCAGAUAAUCAAACAAUUGAGAGUUACCGGAAUGAAAUUGCUUAUUUGAAUAAACUACAACAACACAGUGAUAAGAUCAUCCGACUUUAUGAUUAUGAAAUCUCGGACCAGUACAUUUAUAUGGUAAUGGAGUGUGGAAAUAUAGACCUAAAUAGUUGGCUUAAAAAGAAAAAAUCCAUCAAUCCAUGGGAACGCAAAAGUUACUGGAAAAAUAUGUUGGAGGCAGUUUAUACAAUUCAUCAACAUGGCAUUGUUCAUAGUGAUCUGAAACCUGCUAACUUUCUGAUAGUUGAUGGAAUGCUAAAACUAAUUGACUUUGGAAUUGCAAACCAAAUGCAACCAGAUACAACAAGUAUUGUUAAAGAUUCUCAGGUUGGUACAGUUAAUUAUAUGCCACCAGAAGCAAUCAAAGAUAUGUCUUCCUCAAGAGAGAAUGGAAAAUCCAAGUCAAAGAUAAGUCCUAAAAGUGACGUUUGGUCCUUAGGAUGCAUUUUGUACUAUAUGACUUAUGGGAAGACACCAUUUCAGCAUAUAAUUAACCAGAUUUCUAAAUUACAUGCCAUAAUUGACCCUAAUCAUGAAAUUGAAUUUCCUGAUAUUCCAGAGAAGGAUCUUCAAGAUGUGUUAAAGUGUUGCUUAAUAAGGGACCCUAAACAGAGGAUAUCCAUUCCUGACCUUCUGGUGCAUCCAUAUGUUCAAAUUCAAACUCAUCCAGGUAACCAGAUGGUUAAGGGUACCACUGAAGAAAUGAAAUAUGUUCUGGGCCAACUUGUUGGUCUGAAUUCUCCUAACUCCAUUUUGAAAGCUGCUAAAACUUUAUAUGACCGCUAUAGUAGUGGUGAAAGUCAUGAUUCAUCUUCAUCAUCCAAGACUUUUGAAAACAAGUGGGAGAAAAAAUAAUUCACAGCUACUCCUAAACUGUCAAAUAUCACCUGUAAAACAUAUUGAAUUGUAUAUACUCUUUAUUCUCUGUGGAAAUCUGCUCUUAAAGACAACUUCACUGAAAUGUCAAUGGCAGAAAAAUUCAGUAGAUUAUCCUCAAAAGAAAACUGUAAAAAUAAUAACCACUAAUGGUACUGUAUAAAGUUGUAGAAUUGUUUUCUCUCUUUUAUGCUUUCCUGUAAAUCUACUCUAUUUGAUACCAUCUCAUACUCAGAAUAGUGGGCGAACAACUGAAAUACAUUCUGAAGAACUAUGUAAAUAAAGCUUUGUAGCAUAAAAUGACACUAAAAUGUAGAAAUUGUAAUUAUUUUCUUCAAGCAAAUGUACUGGUGAUACGGUGCAAAUUUUUUUUUAAUUUCUUUUUUUUAAUUUUUAUUUAUUUAUGAUAGUCACAGAGAGAGAGAGAGAGAGAGGCAGAGACACAGGCAGAGGGAGAAGCAGGCUCCAUGCACCGG